Molecule: messenger RNA, 5697 nt
Organism: Phascolarctos cinereus (koala)
Lineage: Eukaryota; Metazoa; Chordata; Mammalia; Diprotodontia; Phascolarctidae
Source: RefSeq, a predicted model, not a curated record
CUCUGGCCACUGCAGCUGCCGCAGCAGCGGUGACCACAGAUACUCUCCCAGCCCCCAAGCAAAUAAAUGCAAACUCCCUUCCGCUGUGUGGCAAAGACUAGAUAGCGUCCCAGCUGGCUGCUUCGGCCGCAGCAGCCAUCCCAGGGAAGCAAAGGGCUCGCAGGUGAAAUCAGUGCACGAGUCUCCUCGCGCCCUCCUCACGAGUUUCCCCAGCAAAGAUUCUCGGAUUACUCUUGUCUCCGAUCUUAGACGUAUUUUUUCGGGGGCUGCACUAGGGUGGAGGGGAUAAAGCAGGUGAGUCCGAGAAGGGCAGUGGGGAAUAGUGUCCUUUUGCUGGGAAAAGCCGGGGUGCCUGGGCUCCUGCUCCUGUUGCUGGAAUCGCUAUGGAAGGAGGAUCUGUCUUGCGUUUGGACUUUCUCCUCUUCAUCCUUUUGGUCCUUUUCCCUGGUGCGAGAGGCGAUGAUUUGCAGACCUGUGAAGAAGUUAGGAAACUUUUCCAGUUGCGGCAUCUGGGACUUGUCAAAGGGCUGCCGGAAACCCCUCGGGCAGGUCCCGAUCUUCAGGUUUGCACAUCCAAAAAUCCCACUUGCUGUACUAAAAAGAUGGAGGAGAGAUAUCAAAUUGCAGCCCGGCAGGAUAUACAGCAGGUCCUUCAGACUUCGAGUUCUACAUUAAAAUUCCUAAUAUCUCGCAAUGCAGCUGCUUUUCAAGAGACCUUUGAAACUCUCAUCAAGCAGGCAGAGAAUUACACAAGCACCUUAUUCUGCAACACUUAUAGGAACAUGGCUUUAGAAGCUGCUGCCUCAGUUCAGGAGCUCUUCACAGAUGUAGGGCUCUUUGUGUUUGGCACAGACAUCAGUCCAGAUGAAUUUGUUAACAGAUUCUUUGACACUCUGUUUCCUUUGGUCUACAAUCAUCUCAUUAACCCUGGUGUGACUGAUAUUUCACUGGAAUAUUCAGAAUGCAUUCGAAUGGCAAGGCGAGAUAUUAACCCCUUUGGAAACAUUCCCAAAAUUGUAAUGGGACAAAUGGGGAGAUCAUUGCUACCCAGCCGGACUUUCCUGCAGGCUCUUAAUUUAGGCAUCGAAGUCAUCAAUACCACCGAUCAUCUGCAGUUCUCAAAAGAAUGCAGCAAAGCCCUCUUGAAGAUGCAAUACUGUCCCCAUUGCCAGGCUCUGACUUUAAGUAAGCCAUGUAUGGGCUACUGCCUUAAUGUUGUAAGAGGCUGUUUGGCUAAUGUGGCAGAAAUUGACCCUCAUUGGCGGGGAUAUAUCCAAUCACUGGAAGAACUUUCUGAUACUAUACAUGGGAUAUAUGACAUUGAACAUGUACUUCUGAACUUCCACUUACUUGUUAAUGAUGCUGUUAUGCAGGCUCACAUCAAUGGGAAAAAAUUAUCUGAGCAGGUGAACAAGAUCUGUGGUCCCCCUGUCAGAACACCUACACAAACCCCUGGUUGUUCUCUUGAUCAGAGCAAAGAUAAGCAAGGAAUGAAGAUCUCUUCAAGAGAGGGUGAAGAAACCCUUGCCAGCAGAAGAAAAGAAUUUAUCAACAGCCUGCGUCUAUACAAGACUUUUUAUGGUGGCCUGGCUGAUCAGCUUUGUGUUAAUGAAUUAGCUGCUGCUGAUGGACUGCCCUGCUGGAACGGAGGAGAUGUGGUCAAAAGCUAUACCCAUCGUGUGGUUGGAAAUGGAAUAAAAGCCCAAUCUGGAAAUCCAGAAGUGAAAGUUAAAGGGACUGAUCCUGUCAUAAACCAAAUAAUUGAUAAACUGAAGCAUGUUAUUCAGUUGCUCCAGGGCAGAUCUACUCCAAAACCUGAGAGAUGGGAUCUACUCCAAGUGGGCAGUGGUGGACAUAUAGAUGAACAAGUCAGUGGAGACUGUGAUGAUGAAGACGGUUGUGGGGGUUCAGGAAGUGGAGAAGUAAAACGGGUCCUGAAAAUCACAAACUAUAUGGAAACUGAAGUACAAGGAAGGGAAGUGACUUGGCCCAGACAGCCACGGAAAUGGGAUGUGAAUCCAGGUACAGACAACUGUGAUCAUCAUGGGGAAAUAAAGACAGGGAUGCCAGAUGAGAUGAACCUCAGUGACGUCAAGCAAAUCCAUCAAACAGAUGGUGGAAGCACUUUGGACACAAGUGGAGCAAGAAGCUCGGCAGUGACUGCUCAUAUGACAUUUACCCUGAUUAGUGUGGCAGCAUUCAUUCUCAGUCUUUGGUAACAGAAAAAUUCUGGCUUGAUUCAUGUGUUUAUUGCAAUCUUCAUUCCCCCUCCCUCCCUUCAUAAGCCUGGAGUGAGAUCUGUUGAAUGUAGAAAUUAUAUGUAUGGUGGUAUAUAUCUUAUUAAUGUCUUAGAUACCAGAUUUGAAUGUUCAGAAGGUAUCUGAUUAUCACAUUGCUUUAAAAUAUGAAGGUUAUUUUUAAAGAAAAAAAUCUUUCCUUUGUUUGGGGAAUAGCCUAUGUGAAAAAAUAGCACAUCCCUCCUGCAAAUAUAAACAGCAUGAAACCAUUUUAAAAGAAAAAGGAUACGUUGCUAUGUUGUACUUUUUCAUAUUUUAAGAUUCUUCUUUUUCUGAAAGAAAGUCCUGGUAAAUUUGUAGUAUAGAAUUUGUAAAACAAUGGAACAUUUCAUAUUAACUACUUAAAAUAGAGAAAAUUUAAACCCCACUAUGUUAACAGAAUACAAAAUAUAAUACGGCAUGCAUAUAUUUCCAAAUUAUUCUCCCAUGUCUACCAGCAAUCAACACUGGCUGCUUUAUUUUUUUUUUUAAGUCAUAAGGAAGAAGAAACCUGGGUUGGAGGAUGACACUGUUACACGGUGGAAUUUAGUGGACUUUUAUCCACUUAAUUUAGCAACUGACAGAUCUUAUAGAUGAUUAUUGUGGUUGUGGCUGACUCACAUUCCAUUAUGCCUCAAGUUUAUCUUGAAUAUCAUUGUACUAUCCCUACUCCCCGGCUUGCCUAAUAGAUUUAGAUAUCCUACACCACAUACACGGACUACACUUUAGGAGUCUCUCUACUCAACUUAUUGAUUUUUAAGUGGAAAAAUUCUUUAAAGACUAUCAGUCAUUUUCUUUUGGCCAAAUAGAUAAAUGAAUCACUUAUACUUUGGAAAGUAAUCCUGAAUAUUGUUAGAGUUUUUUAAAGCCCUAAACUUCCAAGAAGAGUUGAAUAUCAAUGAAUUUCUAAGAUGCUUCUGACUGGCCAGAGGAAAAAAAAGCAAUUAUGAACAGUCCAGAAAAUGUGAACAUUUCAUUUAUACCUUUUCUUUUCCCCCUAUAUUAGUAAAGUUGCUGAUCUGCAGUCCCUGAUUUCCCAGUCGUGAUAAGAUGUCUCAGCAUACAAUGAUUAGGUUAUGUCUAUGACACUACAUAAGGAGGAAGAGAUAAGUCAGAUUUUAUUAAGGAUUGUCGCAUUUGGUCAAUGGCCAAUGAUUAUAAUUAAUGUGAACUGUCAUCCUAAUAAAGAGAAGUGCUGAGCCUCUUUUUAUAAUGACUUGAAAGGACAUGGAGCGACCUCUGACAAACAGCUGAAGAGGACUCAGUCAACAGCAAAAAUCAUUGAAGUAAAAUAGUUUUUUUCCAACAUAGGGAAUAGUCUAUCAACAAGGCACAUUCUUUGCCAAAUCUAUACUUAAUUAGAAUCACACAUAUAUGUAUAUAUCUACAUAUAUAUGUGUUUGUAUACACAUAUAUGCAUAUAUACAUGAAAAUAUGUAUACAUAUACAUGCAUACAUAUCUAUGAUAUAUUACAUAUUACAACUAUGUUACCAUUGCUGAAAACAUUUUUGGAGCUCUUUCUCUGAGACUGUCUUCAGAUUUCUAUAGCACAUUCUACAGCAACACACUGCUAUAGAAGGGCAACCAAUUCUGAUUUGUAGGGAAAAUAUCAGACUCUAUAUAGUAUGGAUUUAACAGAUGCAACUGUCAUCUCUCUUGUAGGUUAAAUGUUGGAAUAAGCAGCAAGGGGAGGGUAUUUCCAGUGCAGGUGAUAAAAGCAGCUUGAGACAGUAUUAGGUGUCUGUUAGGGAUUCCAAACACCCAUAGUAGGAAGUUAUAAUAGGUCAGGUUCUGGGAAAAAUUUGAGAAGAGUUUAAGGCUGAUAGAAAUACCAGGGAACUACCACAGAAUAUUCUUAUGCCCCUAUCAGACAUAAGGGGAAGGGUAAUAACAUUUCACAAAGCCCUCCUCUUUUAUUAUUCUCUUUAAAAUUUCAAUGUUGAUUGAGAAUGUGUCACCAAGAAACUAAAACAGACAAUUAAAUUAAUUCAGUUGACAUAUAUGAUUAUAUGUAUGUAUAUACAUAUGCAUGUGAAUAUGUAUAUGUACAUGCAUACAUACAUAUAGUAGUUCUUUGGAACAAUACAUAUCACAUUAAUUUUCAGUUUUCGUUGGCAUCUUUGGUUUUGUGAGGACACAGACACAUCCUGUUCAUGUUGUCAGAAUGGCUUCACAAUAUUAGCACAAGGAUUGUUCUGUUCAUUUUUUUAUACCUUUUUAUACCUCCAGCCUCCCCAACAAAUACUAAUCUAUGUAAGGUAGCUUUACGAUGAUGAAUAGUACCAGAACAUCUUCAGAGAGCAUAAAGAUUUCAGAUAUUCCAGCAAUGGCCCACCUUCUUCAAAUAAUAUUCACUGUAACAUAUACAUAAAAUAUAAAGGUAGAAAAUUUCUUGGAGAUGGUUAUGAUAGGAUUUGCUCUAUUUACCCCAGAACCAGUGGGCAAAGACUUAAUUUAGCCCUAAGUGAUUUUAAAAAAUCUAAACAUCUAAAUAAAUACCUUAUAAAGAUGUAAAGCAAAAUAUUAGGUUGUCUCUCUUAAAUGGGAAUGUGUUUCACAUGCCAGUAUCAUCAACCCAGAUAAAUAUGUCAGAGAUCAUUUGGCAGAAUGGUUAUUAACUUUAAAACAGAUGGAAAUGAAAUCUAUGUUUUAUAAUGACUUUAAUUAAAGUUAAAAUUAAAAUUAAAAUUUUCAAACAUAUAUCUCUCCUUUCAAAAAAAAAUCACAAUUGUUAAAAAGCAAAAAAAAAAAUUCAGAUUAAGAAAACAAACUGUAUUACUCAUGGCAAUGAGGCAGUUUUUCCUUGUAUCUGUUUACCUUGGGGAAGUCAAAAGUGAGUAUUGUCAACAGGUCUCAAACAAAAAUUGGCAAGCAAAGAAUAUUAUGUGUGGAUGAGGGCAUACAAAUCUCCUAGAAGGACAUUUCAUGGCCUGUCUUUUUGACAGAGGAUCCCCAGUCUGGCUGAGGAAAUAACAUUAGUGUUCUCUACUCUCUCAAAAAAGAUAUUAAGCUAUUUUAAACAAAAUGCUCUAAUUCUAACAUUUCAUGUAAUGAUCUUUAAGAUCAAUUAUGCAAUUAUUUUCAUAAUGAAAAUUUCUUAUCAUAUAUUCUAUUGUUUCAUUUAAUAUAUUAUUUCAUUUAUGAGAAUCACUCAAGGUUAAAGUUAAAAGAAAAAAAACUGCUUCACAUGCAACACAGGCUUCCUGGUAUUUUCAAUGAAAUUCACUAAAGCAGGCAGAGAUGUUUGUACUUAUCUUAGACCAUAAGCAAUGAUAACCUAUAAAGUUGUGAAGGUUGAUUAAAACUACAAAAAAGAAAUGUUUAAGGCUGUUAGCAAUGUCUAUGGUGUGGAUAAUAUCAAGUUUUACCUUCAAUACUGCAUAUUGUAUGUUCAUCAUUGCUAAUAAAAAGUAAACACAA